Messenger RNA from Solanum tuberosum (potato), 2374 nucleotides. RefSeq lists its product as uncharacterized. The transcript has 6 exons. Gene Ontology annotation, molecular function: DNA helicase activity. Gene Ontology annotation, biological process: DNA repair; telomere maintenance. The record is from RefSeq and is a predicted model, not a curated record. Lineage: Eukaryota; Viridiplantae; Streptophyta; Magnoliopsida; Solanales; Solanaceae. The coding region runs from base 219 to 1091 and encodes 290 amino acids.
CUUCCAGAUCCUUCUACAUCUCUCUCCUAUACUUCCACAUUUUCAUUAACAAUUGCUAUUGGCUUAGGAGAGAGAUCUAAGAGCCAAAAAAGAACAAUGGGCAAAAUACUAAUUGUCUUGUUAGUCUAGAAGAAUUAGUAACAGCGACACAGCUUGCAUAAGCAACUCUUCUCUUCAUCUUCUUCAAAUCAGUCAGUCGCCAAUAGCCAGGUGUGUCGAUGGAUAAAAAAGUCAUCCCUCCAGCGUCAUCCUCACAAGAAAAGGCAUGCCAAUAUUCAACGGAUAGAGCCAGCAUUAUUAAUAAUAGGCGAUGCAGUAUAUAUAAACAACUCUCAUCGGAUAAAAAAGAAGCACUUCUUCUGCAACGACGGAGAAGAUAUAGACAAUUGACCAACAAAAAUCUCCUCGGUCGUGCCCCUACUCCACUACCUAAUGUUCAACUUCAUUUCACUGCAGAAAAAGGUGUUACUAUUACAGAUAUACCGCCUCACCCUGAAACAGUUGUAUCGGGUAAGGCAAAAGAUAUGAUUGGUUGCCUAUCCAUCUUUGAAGUAGGCUCGACGUUGGCUGCACCCGUUAAACAACACAGCCCAAUAGCAAUCACUGUGACUACCAAAGGUUCUGCAUCACUUGCCCAUCAACAAUAUGAUCCAAAGGCAAUCACUGACAAAAACAACGGUAAUAGGUUAAGAAGUAUAUACUGUUGCAAUAUUAAACAACUCCCCAACAAUCCAAGCAUUUUAAAGAAAAUGCCUUCUUGUGAAUACUGUGCGGCAAAAAGAUUUCAAUAUGAAUCAGCAGGAUUUUGCUGCAGUAAUGGCACCGUUAAAUUAGCAUCACAUGAAAUGCCUACAGAUUUACUAAAUCUCUUGUUAGGAGACACUGCUGAAUGCAAACAUUUUCGUACCUACAUUAGAAUGUACAAUAACAUGUUUGCAUUUACUUCUCUUGGAGUAAAAUAUGACAAAGAGCUAGCAAAAAGAUACCAUGGUAUAUACACCUUUAGAGUUCAAGGACAAAUGUAUCAUUUCAUUAAUGAUUUUAUUACCUUCAAAUCAACAACCAAGAAAUCUACAAUUAUAUAUUUAUGAUGAUGAUACUGAAAUGUUGAAUUGUAUGGCUUCUUCCAGUAAUGCUGAUCAAUCACUUGUUAAAAAAUUAAUGAAUCUAUUAAAAAUAAAUCCUUACUGUAUCUUCCUAAAAUCUCUAAUGCAAGUUCCGAAAGUACCAAACUUGUAUAUUGCACUCAACUGUGACUCUACAUUAAAUCAACAAGUUUAUAACCUACCGACAGUCUCAGAAGUGGCGGCAAUAUGGUUAAACCAACAACCAAACAAUAGUAGCUCUACACCACAUAUUCAAAUUUAUCCUUGUAGCAACACAAAUCAAUUAGUCAAUUAUUACUAUGGUUGCUAUGAUCUCUUACAGUAUCCAUUGUUAUUUCCCUAUGGUCAAAAUGGUUGGCAUUGCGGAAUUAAAAGAGUUGAACAGACUUGCAAGAAAAAAAAACGAUCUCAAUGUGAAAAUGAACAACUUCCAACUUUAUCAAAUAUGUGUUCUAUUGAGGGACUGCUUGAUAUAGAAGCUAAAGUACUACAAAAAGGAAAACGAAAAGAGACGACAUUUCUUGUCGUGAAUACUAUUGUUAUAAAUUUCAAAUGAGAGAUAACGAAAUAAAUGGAGUAUUACAUUCAGGAAGACUUUUCCAACAAUACUCAGUUGACGAGUUCAUAAAAAUUGAAACUCAAAGGCUAGAUUUUGUCUCGUGUAAUCAGGAUUUAUUCCGGACUGAUCCAUUACAAGGGCUUAUUGAUUUUCAUAGACAUGGUGACAGAGAUGCUUCAAAAGUAGGAAAAUAAACAUUUCUUCCUGUAAGCUUUACAGGAGGUCCUAGAGAUAUGCGUCAACGUUAUAUGGAUGCUAUAACAUUAGUUCAACAUUUCGAAAAACCUGAUAUAUUUUUGACUAUGACUUGUAAUCCUUCUUGGCCAGAAAUAGAAGAAUAUUUACUAUCAACAGAUGAAGCUCAAAAUAGACCUGACUUGAUUUGCCGAGUAUUCAAAGCAAAAGUUGAGGAGCUAAAAACAGAUAUAUUAAAAAAAAACAUAUUUGGAAAAGUUGUUGCAUUUAUGUACACUAUUGAGUUUCAAAAACGAGGCGUUCCACAUGCUCAUUUCCUUCUAAUUCUUAAUGAUGAUUUCAAAUUAAUUACUCCUGAAUCAUAUGAUCAAGUUGUUUCUGCUGAGCUUCCUGAUAUAAAUGAAAAUCCUUACUUACAUAAACUUGUUAAAAAACACAUCAUGCAUGGCCCUUGUGGUUAUUUAAAUCCUACAAAUUCAUGUAUGAAGAAAAAAGGAUUUUUGCAAAUUCAAGU